Molecule: messenger RNA, 5949 nt
Organism: Hipposideros armiger (great roundleaf bat)
Lineage: Eukaryota; Metazoa; Chordata; Mammalia; Chiroptera; Hipposideridae
Product: disintegrin and metalloproteinase domain-containing protein 1a-like
Exons: 2
Coding region: 3714-5882 (722 amino acids)
Biological process (GO): proteolysis; binding of sperm to zona pellucida; male gonad development
Cellular component (GO): sperm head plasma membrane; plasma membrane; external side of plasma membrane
Molecular function (GO): metalloendopeptidase activity
Source: RefSeq, a predicted model, not a curated record
UCCCAAGCCAGCUCUUAACUAUCGCGCCAUUCAGCCGGCCCAUAACAUUUCUUUUUUGUCGUAUUUGGUAAAAAAAAGUAUUGGUGUGUUCUUAAAUCUAAUGGAUUCUCUUUUGAGUUUAUUUUUGUCAUGUUUAAAUCAAAGCUUCAGUUUCCUUUCCCCUGAGAGCCUACAUUGUCCUCUUUUCUUUUCCACAGCCUUCCCCAGCUGCAUUGCUUAUUUCCUUUCCCUGUUCUUCUGGCCCCUUUAUGGGAUAGUUUUUCUGAGAAAGUUACAUAUCAUGAAAACUAGAUAGUUGGAUUAGCAUCUAAGAUGGUCCAGUUUUUUCCUUUUAAAGCUGCCCUUUUCUUGGUAAUAUUUCUACCUGAGUUUCAUAUUGGCGUCCCUUGGGUGUAUUUAUUUUGUCCUUAACUUUCAUUUUCAGGAAGCAUGGUUCUGGUCCCGAGUUUAGGUGUUAGAAUGGAAAACAAGGCUGGGUGCUUUUCUGGUUUUCUCUUGUGGAAAUGGGCUUCCAUAACAAACCAUGUGUAUUUAAUUAUCUUUUUUGCCUUUUUGGUGGGUACUUAUGUUGGUAAAUAGAAGAGCCAAUAGGCAGACUCCAACUUGCAGAGCAGAGGAAGAUGAGUAGGCACAGUUAUUCAAUUUUAUUAUGUCACAUUCCCUUCAAUCAAAAUAUAUCCCACAGAGCUAACUUAUUUUCUGACUCUUCCAUUUUGUUGAGUAUGUCUUCAAGGUGACAUCUGGUUAGUAUGCCCCAUGUAUGUGUGUGCCUGACUGUGGAAAUAUAUGAUAAUAAUACAAAGUAUCUUUUUAAGAAUUACCUAUUACAUUGGUUCCCUCCCUUUAUCUUGGAGAAUUUGUAAUUCAAGGUAUUUUUUGAGGCAAGGCUCAUUAAUCUUAAGGAGGUGACUUAUACCUGUUAUAAAUGGAUACCCUGUCAGGAAAAUUCAGUACUUUUAAACGUGGCAAAAUUUAAGAGUCAGGCAGCAGAGAAAGACAAAAUGUUUUCUUAUUUACUGACCAGAAAACUUAGCUGAGAGUUGAAUUAAAUUAUUCUAUUUUUCAGUGAAAUGCUCUACAUAUCACUUCUUGCAAUCAGGAAAAAAUUGCACUUGUUUGUAGAACAGCUGAACACCUGUUGUUUUUCCUUUCUUAGGGCAGAGGUUCAGUAUUCACUGGGGAGAGGAAGGCAGUAAUUAAUUUUGUUAUCCUCUUUUUUUUGGAAGUCUGGCAUGCCCAGUCUACCAUCAACUUCUCAAGUUUAUUUGGUUUUCUUUUAAAGGCUCAGGAUGAUUUUUUUCCUUCACUGUGUAGAAAUUUUAGGCAUGAUCUGAAGGGGUGUUCAAAACGAUGUUUCCUUCUACUGUGAGCAGCAGUUACCCAUGCUUCAGUUGUUUCAGGCUGAAUUAAUCUGGCUCCCAAAUGUGUGCUGUGUCUAGACAUGUCCAGAUAAGCACUAAGCUAGAAGUUUGAAUUUCCUGGAGGAUGCUCCAGCUUCUGUAACUCAAAAGUGGUCUUACCCUGGACAGAGCUCCUUUACAAAACAAUAGCUCCCAAAGGACUCAGCACUGUUUGGUCUUUAAAGUGGAGUUUUCUUUGUAGAGUUUGUAUGUUAGUAGCAACUACUGUCCUGCCUUAACAUACCAGUAAUGUUUACUGAUAAAGCAAAAUGCACAUAUAACUGAAAGUGAGACAAAAUCGUUUUUCUCUUCUGGCUUGUCUCUUUAAUGCCUAUACCUGUGAAAAGGUCACAUUGUACGAAAAGCUCUCAAGCAGAUUAGUUAGUCUCCAGUUUUCCCACGUGAUUUGCUAACCCUCUGCUUACUAAAACCAUUAUCACUCAAAUACCUUUAGACUUUACCACAGUUACACAUUUGCUUGAUGUAAAACAACUUGUAUAUCUUUCUGGCUAAUAUAUUGUAUAAGCAUAGGAGAAUAUCUGUCAGAAAUUUAUUGCUUGAAACAAAUAGGAGGAACUGCUUCUUAAAAAGAGUUUUGUUCUUGUAUUCAUUUGAGAAAGAACAAGUUGAAGGAAUUAUUGGUUAAAGAAGUCAAAUGAUUUAAAUCAGAUCUUGUGUAUGAAUGCCUGCGUGUGUGUGUUAUUUAUUGAAGAAAAUGUGUUUCAAUUUGAGAGUUGGAAAAUUGGGUAUUUAAUUUUAAUUAUAUUUUUAUUUAUUUAAAAAGUAGAGGUGUUCUUUCAUUAUUGAUUUGAUUUUUUUCAUCCUACAAAAUGACUUGACGUAAUCUGCCCUCCCUGUUUUUGUUACAACACACUGAAACACCUUAAAUCUAUGAUAAUUUCUAAUUAUAUAAUUUUAAGAGACUUUCUUAUUAUAUAAAAUACAACAAGAAGAGAAAUCCAGCUAGAAAUCAUUUCACCUUUUUUUUCUGUAAAAUUUUUAAUGGGAUUGUGAUAGCACAGCAUAUAUUUUCUGGCUAGAUGCUAAUGAUAAAUUUUAUCAUCUACAAGUAUAUUAGGAAUUAAAUAUUAAUGUGGGGUAGUUAAUGAGUUGAUCUGCUCUCAUGCUUAUAUCUGAGAUCCUGUGAUAGCAUACCAUUCCUUUUUGAAUUAGAUAGGGCAUUUCCCCAUUUCUGAGUGUUAAACUUGUACUCAUAACCUUUAAAGGUUUUAUAUUGUAAAUAUUGAUUUAAUAUAAAUUAUUUUUAUGCAAGAUAAAAGAUGUAGAGUCUUAUUUUGCUUCAUCUUAGAAUGCACAGCAGAAUGACUGGGUAAGGAAUGUGAAUAGAGCUUUCCCCUGCUUUUUUUUCUUUUAAAUUUGUACUGCUAAAUAUACCAGGAAAUUGUCAUCAAAAUCAAAUCCGAGGACUUCUACAGAUAUUACAGUUCAAUUUUAGUUACAAAAGUGAAGAAAUCUUUUAAAAGGUCUUAGAGAGUCCACUUUUAUGUUCUUGAUGAAAUAGUAACUAGAUAUCUGGCUAAUCAGAGUUUAUUUUUAUUUUGGGACAGUUGGAAGGAAUUGAACUUUGAUCCUAGUCACUUUUAUAACUUGUGAAACUGAGCUCAUUUAACACUUAAUGUAUCUGUGUUAACUUUUUAGUAGAGACAAAUUAUGUUUCUAUGCAGGUGAAUUCAUCUGUUAUGAACAAAGGCUGAUGAGGGAGAAUUUGUGCAGCCACAUACAAUUUUUAUUGAAUUAAAGGGAAAAAUUCAGACACUGACAAAAAAGGGUUGGACUGACAAACAGUAUCCUGAAUACUACAGAAAUGAGGAAAAGUGUCAGUGGGCAACAGAGAACUUUGUCCUACUCAGAGAUCCUCAAGUAAUCUCUGUCCCCUCCCCCCAACCUCCUGCCAGAAUGUUGGGUUUCUAAGAAUGAGCAGAUUAACGGAUAUCAGGAGUAGUGUUGCCUGGGCUGAGGAUAAGGAUCAUUUGCCAGUUACAGUAUUGAAUGAAGCAUUACAGGCCUUCUUGGUAUGUGUCUCUGUGAGGGUAUAGGAACUUAGCCAAGGAGACUUAAAGCUGAUGUAGUUGGAAGGAAGUCACAUAGUAAGGAAACUACUGAAGGCCAAGAGAGAGCAGCAAGAAUAGAAACAGUCUCCAAGUCUGAAAGACUCGGAGUUGGACAGCAGUCACCCAUGAGGGAGCCAGUAUAGAGCUGAGGAUAAUACCUGAGUCUCCAAGGAUCAGCGGGUCAGGGAGAACUGCCACUGAUGGACAUAGGCCCUGCGUCAUCCACAGAUUCCCUGAGGCCAUGUUAGUGGCAGCCUCUGUGAGAGAUUCUGACUCUAUACUGCCUUCUCUAUGGAAAAACCAAGCGGCCUUGAAAGAGGGUAAGAUAAAGUUUCAAACUUGGACUCAACAGAGGGACUUGAAGCUGGGGCCAGUGCCACGAUCGUCCUGUGUCAGGGUGGGGAUUCUGUUGCUCUUGGUGAGUUUUCUGCCAAGCCUGUACUGUGACCUGGGCUCAGUGUAUUACUCUGCUUAUGAAACAGUCAUCCUCAGGAGUCUGACAGCUGAGGGAGGGAAAGCCCCAGGGGAAGAGGCAUCCUAUGUGAUAUUUAUGCAGGGCCAGGAGCAGCUGAUACACCUGAAGGUGAAGAGAGACUAUUUUGUGAAUAACUUUCCAGUCUUUGGCUACCACAAGGGCAUUGUGAGGCAAGAGGCGCCUUUCCUCUCACAUGACUGCCACUAUGAAGGCUACAUAGAAGGAGUUCCGGGGUCUUUUGUUUCUGUCAACACCUGUUCAGGCCUCAGGGGCAUCCUGAUUAAAGAGGCAAAAGCCUAUGGCAUCGAGCCCAUGAGCUCUUCCAAGCGCUCUGAACAUGUGUUGUAUGCCAUGGCACAUCAAGCUCCAGUCUCGUGCGGGCAUGAGGAUGUCCUCCUGUUUGCGGCGCUCAUGGUCCAUGAGCUUGGGCAUAACUUGGGUAUUCAGCACGACCACUCGGCCUGCGUUUGUGAGGACAGGCCCUUUGGCCUCAUGCACGAGAAUAUCAGUAAAGAAGGUGGCUUCAGCAACUGCAGCUCUGACUACUUCUACCAGUUCCUCCGGGAGCACAAAGGGGACUGCCUGUUUAACAACCCUCGGCACGGGGGCCGCUGGCGUCGGGAUUCCUACUGUGGAAAUGGGGUGGUGGAAGAUACUGAGCAAUGUGACUGUGGUUCUGCAUGUUAUACUGACCCGUGCUGUGACAACACGUGUAGGCUGAAGGGGAAUGCAAACUGCAGUGACGGACUUUGCUGUUUUAACUGCCAACUGAGAUACGAGGGAUUCCUAUGCCGUCCUACUGUGGGAGAGUGUGACCUCCCUGAGUAUUGUGAUGGCUCCUCUAGAGAAUGCCCCACAGACAGCUACAAGCAAGAUGGCACGCCGUGUAACAGAAUUCACUAUUGCGCUGUGGGUCGCUGUAAGAACCCUGAUAACCAAUGCAUGGAUAUAUAUGGGUCCCCUGCAAGGUCUGCUCCAGAAGCCUGUUAUAUUUUAAUAAACAGCAGAGGGGACCGGUUUGGAAACUGUGGCCGUCCCACUUCUGCAACGUCAAGAUAUGUGAAAUGUUUUGAUGAUAAUACAUUUUGUGGGAAAAUUAUAUGCACAAACAUUAAACAGAUACCAUCAAUCAAACCCCAUCACACACUGAUCCAGAUUCCUUAUGAAGAUGACUACUGCUGGAUCAUGGAUGCCUUUAACACUACUGAUGUCCCUGAUGAUGGAGAUACGCACACUGGCACUCUUUGUGCCCCCACCAAAGUCUGCAUGAAUAGUUCCUGCACUGAUUAUGCCGUGCUCAACUAUGACUGCAAACCAGAAGAAAUGUGUAAUGGGAAAGGAGUAUGCAACAAUUUAAGGCACUGCCAUUGUGACUAUGGCUAUGCGCCCCCUGACUGCAUAUCUCCAGGUAAUGGGGGCAGUGUGGACAGUGGUCCCCCUGGCAAAACAACUGAUGAAAAUGAAAGUGCAGGUGGAAGUGGCAUUCCUGCUAAACGUGACGAUGAAGCUCCACAGUUGAACGUUUUGAUUUUCAUAUUCCCUUCCAUUCUUUUACUAAUUUUGGUGAUAAUAAUAUUUUUCAUUAGCCUCAAUGCAGGAAUUGAGUCAGUAGCGCCCCCAGGGGGCUCCUCAGAGGAGAGUUCAGAAGAAGCCAUUGCAAAGUCAGAGACUCUCCUACCAACGGAAUCAGAAAUGGAAGCAGCGGUCACAGAGGGGGUCCUACCAGAAGGUGCCCCAUCACUGGAGGGGGCCCCACCACUGGAGGGGGCCCCAUCACUGGAGGGGGCCCCACCACUGGAGGGGGCCCCACCACUGGAGGGGGCCCCAUCACUGGAGGCGGCUACACUAUUGGAAUAUGCCCCAUCAUCAGUGGGGAUCCUAUCAACGACGGCAUCUCCACCACCAGAAAAGGCCCCAGCAGAGCCUGCAUCAUAAGAGGUAGCAGGUGAAAGACAGGUAUAACUAAAGGCAGAAGAGUAGUGGAGGAAGAACCCAAAUAAUA